Messenger RNA from Talaromyces rugulosus, 1491 nucleotides. RefSeq lists its product as uncharacterized. Lineage: Eukaryota; Fungi; Ascomycota; Eurotiomycetes; Eurotiales; Trichocomaceae. The record is from RefSeq and is a predicted model, not a curated record. Gene Ontology annotation, molecular function: hydrolase activity. The transcript has 2 exons. The coding region runs from base 1 to 1491 and encodes 496 amino acids.
AUGGGCCGCCAAUACGCAGACGACAAUGCGAUCCCUCACGGCUGGCGGACGAAACUGCCGGGCUUUGGCAUCUGGAUCAUUGUUGUUAUCUUUCGAAGCUUUCUAGAGGCACUCUUCUACAGUAUCUACUACAUCCCAAAGUCAUUGCGCCAGAGCCAAGGGUGGACCUAUCGUCAGGCGUGCAUGACGCGGCUUUUUGAGAGAACCUUCCACAUCAUCACCGAGCUCGGUUUCACGCAGCCUUUGAGCUUGGAGGCUGGCAAGCUUGGCGAUCAAUGGGUGACAAUCAACCCAGCACCAUCCUCUGCAUAUAGCGGUGACUUUGCAAGUGCUACUAUCAAGCCAGAGACGGUUGGCGGCACUUGGUAUCCGGAGCUACCAUCGAAGCAAUCGCUACUGGAAGAACAAGGCCUCGUAGUUUUGUCCUUCCAUUCUGGAUCGCUCCUGUGGCUGACUGGACGUCCAGAGGACUCUGGGCCCACGGCAACACUACUGAAUGAGAAGCUGGGCAGCAAUACUUAUUCGUUUUGGCUACAAUACCGUCUCGCUGGCGGUGAUAACCCAACACCGUAUCCCGGGGCCAUGCAAGACGCAGUGACAGCCUAUAUUUAUCUUAUUAAAGAAAUGGGAAUAUCUCCAUCGCGCAUCGUUCUCGCAGGCGACUCCACGGGCUCAACCAUCGCAGUCGCACUUUUGCGCUAUCUUGUCUCCAUCAAGGGGGUACCAGGCCAUGACCUCGCCGAACUUCCACCUCCAAAGGCAUGCCUGCUGUUUUCACCCUCGGUCGAGUAUAGCUUCGAAGGUGAUCCUGAGGCGGUCAGCGCAAGUAGGAAUAUCAAGACCGACUAUGUUGAGCCGGUUAUGAUGGCAUGGGGUGCAAGGGCUAUUGCACCACCAGACAUCGUGCGACUGGAUGAUCCGUAUAUCUCUCCCGCACUGCAUCCGUUCCACACCCCCGUUCCAAUUUUCGUUCAAGCCGGGGGCGCCGAGGUGCUUUGUGAUAGUGUUCGGGGGUUUGCCAACGCGAUGAGCUCUGUCCCGGGUAAUCGGGUCGAAUAUUUCGAGGUUUCAGGUGUGCCGCAUGAUGUUUAUGUUGCGGGGACUAUCCUCGGAUGGCCCAAGGAGCAAGAAGAGAUCCAUGAGGCUGCUGCGAGCGCUGUCACCCCCGGCCCUGGGGGCACAACAAUGCUCGGCGAGGGAGGAGGCAUUGAAGCAGCAGCUCGACGAGGCCGUGAGCGCAAGAAACGAAAAAGAGAAGCGCAAGAAAAUCAGGUCAUUGACCACUCAAUAUCCGGAAACACCCUUACUGCAGACCCCAACAAGGCGGAAGGCGACCGAAAAGAGCAAGAAAACAACGUGGAUUCUAAAACGAUGACGAGAAGCACCGACGACAAAACUCUCCCGGUUGACAAGAGUUCAUCUCAAGACAAAAGCCCAAGGCAAGGUGCUAGAGAAGGGCGAUGGGCACGGUUCAAAAAAUAUUUUGAAUGA